This is a messenger RNA of Phytophthora infestans T30-4, 3297 nucleotides long. RefSeq lists its product as uncharacterized. NCBI's taxonomy places the organism in Eukaryota, Oomycota, Peronosporomycetes, Peronosporales, Peronosporaceae. Gene Ontology annotation, molecular function: structural constituent of nuclear pore. The coding region runs from base 1 to 3297 and encodes 1098 amino acids. The record is from RefSeq and is a predicted model, not a curated record. Gene Ontology annotation, biological process: regulation of DNA-templated transcription; protein import into nucleus; mRNA export from nucleus. The transcript has a single exon. Gene Ontology annotation, cellular component: nuclear pore outer ring; nuclear pore.
AUGGCAGGACGCUCCUCUUCAAGCGGGGAGGGCGCGCGCCGCAGUGCGGCGGUGCAGCGUCUGAUCGACAGCGCGGACCAGUCGCUGAGUCUCCUGGCGUCUUUAGGUGAUCCAGCCGCGCCUGGACCUCCGCGCAGUGCCGGAUUCGGUGUCGACAGCGCGAUCCCGAUGAGUACCGACACUUUCCACUUUUCAUCAGCCUCAGGCUCCUUCGCCGACACGGAAGGUGAUGAAGCCGAAACUAAAGUCUCAGAGGACGAGGAUACUCGUCUAUUAGAGCCUGUAGUCAGUACAUCAGUGCGUCACGGCCUUUUACACGUCAAGGGCGUUUUCCCAGACCAGUCGACGGAGUUUGUGGACGUAGAUCCUCGACUUACGACCAUUGGAGACCUCAAACAUGCUCUAUGUGUACGUCGAGACUCUGCACGAGGCUUGGGCUUCUCAGCAAGAGACGCUCGCGUCAUGUUCGGCGGCCAAAUAGUGGAAGACGCGUGGCUUGUAGUGGACUGUGGCAUGGGCUUCGAAGGAGCCAUCCACAUCGUCAAGGCAGCUGCAGUGGGCAACAGCUUUCUAGCCAAUGGUAGCGGUCUAUUCAGUGGCAAGAAGACGCCGCGUACGGACCCUAAGCUGUCCAUUUCGUCUAUCUCUUCAGUGUAUACGCAGCCUCAAGGUCCGUCUCUGGCGAUGGAUCAAUUGGCUACAUCCAACGAUCAAGUUAUGACCCAAUUGGCUACAUUUAAUAAGUCGUUAUCGCUCAGCACAGUCCCGUCAGCUAGAGGAGAUUUGUUCUCGCGUCAUGUGCGUCCAGAAGAAGCUUCUUUUGCCGAGAUGGCGGCCGAUUUUUACGCCAACUUGAAGGACGUGGAAGACUCGGAUUUAUACUGCGAGAAACUACUACGUGGGUACAUUGGAGUACUGCAAAACAGACUGGAGAGGCUCGAAGCUUCUCUUGCAGGAAGCAGCAAAGCACGCGCGUCGACGGUGGCCCAACAACGACUGCAGAACGACAUUACAGAGCUCCGAGACGAACGCAAUACGUGGAGACUGCUGUUCGAGUUGCGGCAAGUGUGUCAUAUGAACAAAGACAUGGCAGAUGGAGAAGACGCGCUGAUGAUGCUUGGUGCAGAGACGGAGGAGCUGCGCUUCGAGAUGCUGGAGGAUGACGCUGUGCGGCUACUGGAGACACGCAACGAGACGUUCAAGAUCCAGAAGGCAGUGAAGACGUGGCUGGAGAGUAUGGCGCUGGAGAGCACGAUAAAGCUCAGUGACAAGCGUGACGCCAGUGGCUCUCGUACACUGAGGAUGAUGAAGAAGCAGGUGUUCCCAGCUCAAGUGCAGAUGGAUCCUGAUGCUGUGGUGCGUGACGGAGACGCUCACAUUUUACCUGAUGACUUGGAGGAUGAAGCGGAGCUCAUGAAGGCGCUGUGGCUGUACGUACGUGCUGGACGGAUGGACGACGCCAUUGAUCUGUGUAUCCGCUUGGGUCAGUCGUGGAGAGCAGCGAGUCUUUCGGGAGGCACUCCCGUUGGCGCCAGUGAGACCAAUGACCGCCAAGAUUUGUCGCUGGAGCGAUGGGGGAACCCGUUCCGUGCUCUUUGGAAGACGAUGUGUUGGCGCUUGUCGGAGCAGAAUGCUGGCGGGAAACUCUCCAAGAGCAACACGUUGCUUGCGAAGCAGUAUGAGGAGCUUAUUUAUGCGGCGUUGAGUGGCAAUAUCCAGGUGAUUACCAAGAGUCCGCUCUGUGAGAGCUGGGAGGACCAUUGCUGGGCGUAUCUACAGGGCAUUACGGAGCAGCAAAUGGACGAAAUCCUGUAUAAACUGCUGAAGGUGAAGGCGCAGUCUUCGCAGUUAGUUGUUGGCAAUAAUGUCCACUACUUACGUCACUUCUCGAGCUUGCUGGACAAGACCAAGAAUCUUAAACGCUACCAGGUGGAUCUGGACUCGCUGUUUGAUGAGCUACGCGGAAGUCCGAGCGAGUUGGUGAGAAUGCAAGCAAACCAGCCACACCGUCAGAUCCAGGCCAAGUUGGUGACUGCCAAGUUCCAGUUCAUCGUGUCGAGUAUCUUGGAUACCGUGCUAUUCAACCCGGAGGACGACGCGUACAACUGGGACUUGCAGCUCCAGUCGACGGUCCAAGCCGACGAGACUUCUUCUCUGUUCCUGCGCUUCGCUGCGCACUUCAUCAUGUUCGCUGACUUCACUGAUGAGCACUUCGACGCGCAGGCAGGCCACAUGAUCUUAAAGCAGUACAUCCGACAUCUGGUGAAGCACCGCCAACUGCAGUUCGUGCCAAUCUACGCCUCUCGUCUUCCUACACACGGAGCUAUCGAGAUCUACGUGCAGAUGCUGUCGACAGUCGAGGACAGUUUAGAACGCGAGCUGUGCGUCAAGAGAAUCCUGGAAUACGCCGGCAUGGAAGUGCUGUCAACAGUGCUGCAGUCUGUGGUCGAACGUCUGUGCGAAGACUACCAGUUGACAGCGCAGGAACAGCAGAGCAAGGGCCAACUCGUGUUUCUGGACACGCCCACGACGGAGAUCGACAGGAGGAGGAUUCGAACGAUCGAGUUCUUGUGUUUCUACGUCCAACACCGCGCCGAGGCUUUGGUUCGUGCCAAUCGACUGACGCGACAAUUCCUUCUUGAGGGCAAGUUUGCUGCUGUCAAGGAGCUCGUGGAAGAGAGCUUGCCGGAGGACUCGAUCGGCGUGCUGGACUUGAACCGCGACUCGCAGGUGUUGCGUGAGGACGACGAGAUCGAACGAGCUAUGCGCGAGUUUCUGUGCUGGCGCGCGUACAUUCAGGCUUGUGCGCAGUACGAUUUGUGGAGGAACUGCAUCAACAGUCCUGGCGCAGAGACGUUGUCUCUGUAUAGCGAGGAGAAGGAAUACCUGGCAGACUUGAUGUUCCAUGUGUCCAGGUCGGCUGCAGCGACGUUGGAAGUGCUGCACUUUGAGAACGGAUGGCUGUUAGGUUGCGCUAACGACGCUGCAGAGGACGCUGCAAUCCGACAGCGCUGCUUGCCGGCGUUGGUGUUCAACCUGCACUUUCUCCAGCUCGAGUCCGCCAAGACCAUCAUGCGCUUGAGUCAUUACCCAGAAGACGCCAAGACGGAGCUGGCACGACCGCUACUGGAGAAAUCUAUCGAGGUCGCUGACGUGGUGGCCGACGAACACUACGCUGUGUACAAUGCGCUGGACCAGGAUCAGUGUCGGGACCUGCUACAUGGCUUCCGUGAGAGUGCUGUGUCGCUGGCGUUCGUUGAAAGUAUGCAGACUUGUCCACCGUCAGAUCAAGAUUAA